CUCCUAUUGGUUGACAUAUGAGUAUAACUGUACGCUAUUGGUCAACAGUCAUUUGGUUUUUCUUCCGUGCGGAAAUACUUACUACUCAGGGCGACCGCUCGACUGGCUGUUCAACAGGUGCGAGGACCGAGCAUCACUGACAAUGUCCUUCAGGGAUUUGAGAAAUUUUACAGAAAUGAUGAGGGCGUUGGGUUAUCCUCGUUUGAUAUCCAUGGAGAACUUCAGAACACCUAACUUCAACCUGGUGGCAGAAAUCAUGAUAUGGCUUGUGAAAAGAUAUGAACCUCAAAUGGAUAUUCCCGCAGAUGUGGACACAGAAUCCGACAGAGUAUUCUUCAUCAAGGCCGUGGCUCAGUUUAUGGCGACUAAAGCUCACAUCAAGCUGAACACCAAGCGCCUCUACCAGGCUGAUGGCUACGCCGUCAAGGAGAUGCUGAAGGUCACCUCGGUGCUCUACAGCGCCAUGAAGACCAAGCAGAUGGGCCUGGAGGAACAAGUGGAGGAGGACGGCAGCAAGUUCAAAUUUGAUAUUAGCUCACGGAUUUCAGACCUUAAAGAAGCUCGACAGUUGGCGUCUGAGGUCACGUCUAAAGGAGCGACGCUUUACGAUUUACUGGGCAAGGAGGUGGAACUCAGGGAAAAGAGAACCGCCGCCAUUGCAAGACCGCUGGAGAUCGAUGGCACCGAGAGGGCCCUCAGAGCCGCCAUCAAAGAGGCCUUUGAAACGGUGGAGAAGACCAAAGAGAUGUUGAAUAAUAUUGCUUCUGACGAGGCCAGUUUGGAUGCCAAGGUAGAAAAGAAACAACAGGAACUGGAGAGAAGUCGAAAGAGGCUCCAGACGCUGCAAAGCGUGCGACCAGCGUUCAUGGAUGAAUACGAGAAGAUCGAAGAAGAACUCCAGAAGCAAUAUGAGAUCUACGUGGCCAAGUUCAAAAACCUUUGUUUCCUCGAGUCUCAGCUGGAAGAUUAUCAUCAGCUGGAGCAGGAGAGGUUUGAGGAGACGGAGAACACUCUUAGGAUGAUGCAGCAAAAUCUGAAGGAAGAGGAUCGGGAUCUCAUGAGGAGCUCAUUGAAAGAUGUGGACUCUGACAUGGACGUCCUUGAGGACGAAGCGGACAUGGACAGUGACUUGGAAGAGUCCCGGCCCUCCAAUCCACGGCCCACUCGAAAUGGCAUGAUGGCUGCCAAACAGACCAGCGAUUUGUUCAGAAGAGGGGCAAGAUUCAUCGGGAACAUGCAAGGUGGUGACAGCGACGAGUCCGAAGACAGUGAGAUCGAGGUGGACGAAGACGACGACGACGAAGAAGGUGAGGACGAGAGCAAAGCGUUGGACGAUGACAGUUUGGAAGACCCCGUGUCGAGGGCCACUCGCUCCUCCAAGGGACGCGUGAGACCGCCUCUGUCUGAGGAGAGCGACAACGAUUUCUGAUUUUUAGAAACUUUCAUUCGCAUUGUAUACAUCGUAUUGUAAAUUGUAUAGCACGGGAUAUUGUAGUAAUAAUAAUAAUAAUAAUUCAUGUGAAUUUUCUAAUUAAAG
Doryrhamphus excisus (bluestripe pipefish) is the source of this 1537-nucleotide messenger RNA. NCBI's taxonomy places the organism in Eukaryota, Metazoa, Chordata, Actinopteri, Syngnathiformes, Syngnathidae. The record is from RefSeq and is a predicted model, not a curated record.